AUGCAUCCUUAUUCCCUUCGCAUUGCUUUCGCAUCAAACGAGAUUUUAUUCAUUUUAUUAUAAAAUAGUCAUAAUUUUUACUAUGGAAAAAAUUUAUUUAUAUAAUAGGAUAAGCAUAUUUAGAGAAGAGAUCUCACCAGAUGACCUUAAGCAUCUCUCCCUAUCUUAUUAAGUCUUUAUCGUUUAGCAUCUCCAACGGGGUUUGCACGCCUCCUUCUACCGCUGUCGAUACUCUGGGGUUUUCAUAUUCUCGCAAGGAAGGACUUUCGAGAGAGGCCUCAAAAGGAGCCACUGGAAAGACACCUUGGCCAACAUUCCGGCUUGGAAGUGCCACCCUGAUCUCGCGUUUAACUUAUUCGGCUUGACUGAGCCCCCAGCUAAAGGUCAGCCCUCCUGGGUUUUUCGAGCAGAAAAACUCUAUGUUUUCCACUUCCCUAGGACCAAAAGUCCUCUUAUCGUCGGACUUGCCUGAUAAAGACAGAAUAGAUUUCACCGUCAAAUCUGAGCAUUAUAAAUCAAAAUAUUGCUGAAAGAGAUACAACUAGGGAGCUAAUAGUUUCAACAGAAUGCCAUAUUUGAUUAUCCCAUCUCUCCCCUAUCACCUCCUCAAUUUUGUCCUCAAUUCUUAAUGACGACUCAGAAGCCUCUACUACUGAGAGUUCUCCAAUUGUCGCCCCUAUAAUCGAUUGUCCCACAAUUGGCAAAAUAGACCUUGCCACCCUUCCUGAACAGUGUAAAACAAGGGCUGGCAGCAAAAAAUUCCAGCAUAUCAUUGCUAAGUGCAGGCCUGAGGACAUAGAAAAAAUUGUGAUUGUGAUGGCUCCUCAUAUGGGAUUGCUGAUGACUGACACUUAUGGUAAUUACAUGUGCCAGUCCCUUAUAAAAUCAGCCAACUCGUCACAAAGGCUGAUUUUGCUCUCUUCAAUGAGGAAUCACUUAUUGAGAAUCAGUAAAGACUCCCAAGGGACACAUUCCUUGCAAGGUUUGAUAUGUCUUUCGUCAACACCUGAAGAAGAAAACAUUUACAGAGAAAAAUUCAGAGGACAUGUCUUAGAGAUGACGAUGCAUAAUAAUGCGUCUCAUGUAAUUCAACGAUUGCUCGUCACUCUUUUUUAAUUAAAUAUAAUUUAUAUAAUAAAUUAUUAAAAAAUUACUUUUAAAAAAUAAAUAACCACUCUUAAAGAUACCUCAUUUAUCAUUAGAGAAUUACUAGGCCAUAUAAAAGAAAUCGCUAUCGACAAGCUCGGCCUAUGUGUUAUUAAAAAGUGCAUUGGAAAUUCCGAAGUCUAUCGCGAGCUUGUUUCCAACGCUCAUAUUCUAGUACAAGAUCCAUACGGAAAUUACGCUAUCCAGCAAACACUCGAUAUGUGGGGAGAAGCCUCACUUGAGCAGCUUGCUAAGGCUUUUAAAGGAAAAGUCGCCCAACUUUGCAUACAGAAAUACGCUUCAAAUGUGAUGGAAAAAUGCAUGCAUUUUGACUAUUUAAGAGAAGUCUUAAUUGCAGAGCUAUUAAAUGAAGAAAAAAUGAAAAUGGUGUUAAACUGUGCUUAUGGCUGUUACGUGAUAAAAUCAGCUGCAGAGUUUGGGUCGUGAAAUCUUAAAGAAAGCCUGAAAAAAGUUUUUCAGUCGGUAUUUCAUCAGCUUCAUCAAAAGAAGUUAAAAGGUAGAUGGACGGAAAUCCAAAAUAUACUAUGAUUAUUAUUAGUAAAUACUGAGAACAAUAUUUAAUAAAAUAUUAUGGAUAAAUAUUAUAUAAAAAGAUAUAAAAUUUCAGUAG
This is a messenger RNA of Blepharisma stoltei, 1777 nucleotides long. NCBI's taxonomy places the organism in Eukaryota, Ciliophora, Heterotrichea, Heterotrichida, Blepharismidae. The record is from the annotation of a GenBank genome assembly.